ACGGCGGUCUGGCGACUGUCUGGCGGAAUUGUUUGUUGUUGGUGUGAGAUUCAUUUUACGUACUUAUUUGACUUGUCUGUGCAUAUUACUUGCAUUACUAAAAUCGCAGUUUCUGUGUGUGCCUAAAUUAAGUUGGUUCAGUUUAGAAAAGUCUGUCGACUAUUGGCCCAGAGUACAAAAUUGUUUAUAAAGCAUUCCAAAUAUUUCCUUUAAGUGAAAUUUAUCGUUUUGAAAAUAAUUAAAGUUUAUUUUUAAACGCACAAUUAAAAAUGCAUGCUGUGUUGAUAUCUACGGCCAAGUAUUAAAUGAUUACUUUAUUUCAGCCGUCAUUGGUAUCUACGAUUAUGUAUCUAGCGAGUUUACUGAUUCUGGGUACAGCAGGUUUUUCUGCAGCAGUGGGGCCCACGAAAGACUACAUUUUGUGUGCCCACUCUAAGACACGUAUUGAGGAUGAUAGUCCACUAGAUAGUGCCGGUGUUGAAGAACAGUUUAUAAAAUGUAAUGAUAGCUAUUGUUACACCCUGUGGCAAGAUGAUGGUAAUAAUAGGUCGGUUGUUAUGGGACAAGGCUGUUGGGUUCAGUCUGGUCAACCCAACGAUUGUGAUAAAUCGGAAUGCCUUGCCGACCGCAGACCUCCGCGGGCCAUAAAUAACACCAAAUUUUGUUGCUGUUCUAAAGACAUGUGCAACAUUAAUUUCACAGAUACUUAUGUUCCCGUAGAAGAACCACCUUCGAGCGAUUCAGAAAGCACCAAAAAAGAAAACGUGAACCCCCUUAUCUAUACAGCACUGGGCAUGUUCUUUUUUAUUGUGAUCCUUAUAACCGGUACCAUGUCUUAUUACUUUUGGAAAAGGAGACCGAAAAAGAGUGAUAUUGAAAACAAUCAACCGUUGCCUCCGCCACCUGAUUACAGUCUCGAUAAAUUGAAGCUUCUCAAUGUUAUUGGGCAGGGCAAGUACGGAUGUGUGUGGCACGGCCAAAUAGAGCAGGAAGAGGUCGCGGUGAAAAUAUUCCCGGCCCAUAAUCGAACAUAUUUCUACAACGAACACGAAAUAUACAAAAUGGCGGGCGAGCAUCCGUCGAUCGUCAAAUGUUUCGGUGGCGGCGAAUACGUUCGAAUACCCGGCCAUCCAGAUUAUCUACUGCUGCUCGGUUUAGAGCGGGAGAGUUUGCAGGAAUAUCUGAAAAAUAAUACUCCGGAUCUAUUGGUUUUGUCAAAAAUGGGGUUAGACAUAGCCAAGGGCUUGGCCCAUUUGCAUAGCGAUCUGGGCAAACCUUGUAUCGCCCACAGGGACUUGAACACGAAAAAUAUACUAGUUAGGGCGGACUUGUCGUGUUGCAUAUGUGAUCUGGGACUUGCCGUUAUACCGAAAAGAAGCGAGAACAAAGCCUUGAGCGAAGCAGGCACGCUCCGCUACAUGGCGCCGGAGGUAUUGGAAGGGGCGGUAAACUUGUGCGAUUGCGGCAGCGCCCUGAAACAGAUCGACGUCUACGCGUUGGGUCUGGUCCUGUGGGAAUUGGGUACGCGAUGCGUGGACACCCAAAACGCGGAACCGUCCCCCUAUUGCCCCCCGUUCUUCAAGGAAACGGGGGAGAAUCCCACCUUGGAGCAAAUGCAGACGCUCGUCAGCAGACGGAAAGUGCGACCCCUUUGGCCCGUCUCCUGGAAAGAUACCGCCGCCGCUAGGUUGUUGUGCGAAACCGCCGAAGACUGUUGGGAUCAGGACGCGGAGGCCCGUCUGACGUCGUUGUGCGUCGUCGAACGUUUCCUCGAGUUGCCCAACUUGCGGGGGCGCGUCCUUCACCCCGUGCACCCUCCCGCCAGUCCGACGCCUUUAAUAAACAACAACCAUCUGCGCGAGCAUCCGAUCGAAGUUUCGGCCGCCACCGUCGAGACGCUGCUCUCGCCCAGCGACGACAACCGCAAAAAUUCGAACCAGUUGGCGGCGCUGCGCCGUCCCCACCACGGCAGGAACCCGUGCCUCGAGCGGAACCUGCUGUCCGAUUCCUGCGACGAUUUGCUGGUAGACAAAUCGUCGAAACACGUGAACAGUUCGGAGUCCCGUAGCCUCGUCACCAACGAGGUGUUCAAUUUCCAAAUCAACAGCCGCGCCGCACCGAUUCCUUACCUGCAGAACGCGGUGCUGAUCCCGAAAAGGCAGAACGACGCGGGCCAAGCUGCGCAGACGGCGUCGCGCAAGCGGAAAUUCAAAUGGGGCGGCUUGAAGAACUUUUGGAACCCGAGAAAGUUCUCGGGCAGUUCGACGGCGCGAAAGGACACCCAGGUCAAGCUCAGGACGAAAUCGAUGAACGGGAACGGCGUCACCACCGCCCUGCUGGCCGACGAAGGUUCGAGACGGCGCCCGUCGACGCUGAGCCUGGCGAAAUCGCCAGAUAAUAGCGGCGCGCAGUGCUCCGGUUAUACGAUGUUGAAGAGGAAAGACAGUUUGUCGAGACAGAGUUCAUUGGAGCAGUUUCGGGAGGUGUUUUCGUCCGCGACCGACCUGUCGAGAUUGAAGGAUCCGUCGCGACGUGUCAAGACGCCCGGCGACGUGCCGCCGUCGGUGCGCAGGACGCGGGGCAAAGCGGCCGCGAAUUCCGCCAGGUUCUCGCUGUACGACGACAGCCUGAUGGGGAAAUGCCAGUGGGGCAGCGCCCCGGACUUGGAACCCCGUUCGAACGAGCAGCGAGACAAGGAUAGCGUGAGCAGUUUUUGAUUGUUUUUUUAACAAGGCGCGUGUUUUUUUUUUAGGUUAAGGCGACAAGUGGAAACAAUAAAUGACCCUUUUUCCAAAACUAACCAAAACGCGACCCCAUAGAUAACGAAACAAAAUCGUUUGUCGUUGGCGUCGCAACAAAUGAAGGUCGAAACCUUCGACAGGGGUAGAGAGGGGUCUAUCGUGUGUAAAUAUGUACUUAACUAAAGUAGACAUACAGUUCGUCCGCAGUUCUGUUCAAAAAUAUUCAACAAUUUUUUUUUACUUUUUUGUGACCUAUUUUUUUACGGCACUAAUUUUUUAAAUGGUAUAUUUAAAAAUACACGGAAGUUUGAAAUUCAAAAAAAUUGAAAUAAUGAACCAUAAAUUUGAAAUAUUUUUUAAAAUUUGAAAAUAGGAAAACCCAUUAUUUUCGUUUUACUUUAAAAAAAAGUGUCAAUAUUAUUACACUUUUAAACAGUGAAAGUAGGUUUUAUUGGAUCGAAUCGAUAUUCAAAGUUAAAUACCAAACAAUUAAACUUAUUAAGUGCUAAAAAGGGAAGAACAUUUAUUUGUCGCCCUUUAAACAAAACUAAUUUUGUGAACUUACUUCUUACUGUGGAGAUUCACAUUUUACAUUAUUUAAGUAAGUUGUACAAAUAGUUUUAUGCUUUAAAUUAAUUUUUAAAAUUAUUUAUUUGUUAUAUAUACAGUGUGUCCCGUAAGUGCCGGACCGACAUAAGUUUUAAAAUUUUAAAUGGAAGACGCUAUAUAUUUUAAUUUUUUCGGAAUCCUUGCCAAAAAUAAAGGUAACUUUGUGUAGGUUAGGCAGAAAUUGAGAUUAUAUAUUUUUUGAUGCAAUAUUAUGUUGUUUAGUAGAUAUUGUCUUCCACGGCUGUCAGUAAUGACUAUUUGAUCAAAUUUUAAACACUUAAAUACGUCCUUCUAACGAUCUACGAUAACUAGGUAUUUUAAAAUUAUACAGGGUGUCCAUGGUGUCCCAUACCUAAAUCUAAUGGUUUUAGAAAUAUUGACACCUAAUUAUUUUAAAGAAUUUUAAAAAAGCAUGUCAUUCUUAUUUUUUAAUUAAUUUCAGGGAUGUUUGCAAUGGCCGGUGGGCCUUUUUUGUAGGUAAAGUAAUACAGAGAUUUGUAAUUUUGUAAAUUUGUAUUCUGUAAAUAAUAUGUAUAAUUAUGAUAGAAGUUUAAAAAUUUAUAACAAGUGACAGUAACAAGUAAAAGCAACAAACAACAGUAACUGUAAUAAUUGAAAUAAAAACUAAGGUACAACGAAAUAGCAAAAUCUACAUUAGGUUUAAAAAAUGUCCUUUAAUUUAAGACACCCUGUAUAAAUUUAAAAUACCUAGUCAUCGCAGAUCGUUAGAAAGAAGUCUUCUGAAAAUGUGUUUAAAAUUUGAUCAAGUAGUCAUUACUGCCAGCCGUAGAACUAAGAACAUAAUUUUGCAUAAAAAAACAUAUCUCAAUGUCUGCCUGAACUACACAAAAUUUGAAUAAGUAAUUUCUAGAAAAGUUACUUUUAUUUUUGGCAAGGAUUCUAAAAAUAUAAAACUAUACUGGGUGUUCCGUUUAAAAUUUUAAAACUAAAUCGGUCCAGCACUUAUCAGACAACCCUGUAUAUAUAAAAAAUAAAUAAUUUUAAAAGUUUAUUUAAACCAUUAAAACUUUUGUAUAAACUUUUUUUUCUAAAAUCAAAUGAUACUGGCCCCUAAUAAAGUGCCCACCUUGUACAAAAAUAUUUAAAAGAUAUGGACCCAAAUUCACUAAUAUUGCGAAUAUUUUAAACGUUUGACUGUGGAACACAAAAGUGAGUUAUUAAUUAAUUAUCUGUAAAACGUAACCCAGUUCAUUUAUAUUAGUCAUAAAAGACGUAAACUAUCGUAGAAAAACUAAACCGGAACAAAUGAACUGUUUUCUACCAAGCAGUCGAUAAUCUUCUUGGUAUCGUCCCCUCUCUUACCUUACCAAAGGUUAAAACUGUCAUGCGUGCCAUAUUGGCGUUAGUGGUUUCUGAAUUUCGGCAGACUGCGAAAAUGACAAUAAAUGUUAAUAUUAAUUAUUUUCUAUUUUAAAGCGUCACUUUCAUUUCAUAUAAUACACUGGUUAACUCAUAUAACUAUUGAAAAUUCUAGUUACUUUAUCAUGUGAUUGCAAAGUUAUUAACAAAAUGCGUUUUCAUUAGUAUGGGCUAAGUUUUCACGUUUCUAUAUACAGAAUGACUACUACAUAUUAUGGCGGGAAAAUUUAGUUCACAUUCCAAUCGCGUUGGCAGCACAGGAGCACGAUUUUUAUUUAUCUGUGCUUUACCAGCGUCGUUAAUCACGAACGCAAAGUAUUUCCCGACUUUGAUUUUGAAGACGAAAGUAAAAGUCGUAACACCAUAACAACGUGGACGUUUAUUAUUAAUUGCAAGCCUUAUUGCGCUAUCUCAAACUCUUUUAAGUGAUGGUUGACGUUUUACGAAAUUUUACUUUCAGAGUGUACCGUAAACUUUUUCUUGGAGUAUUUCGUUCAGAAGAUGGUAUUUGCUGCCGUUUCGCAUUAUAUGGCCUCUUUUUUAUAGUGCCCAUAACUUCCUUUUCCUUGUUCAUUCUCUCCAGCACUGACUCAUUUAAUACCCGGUCCACCCAUGAGCGUAGCAUCUUAAGAGUCUGAUUUUAAUGGUCAGGUCUAGAUUGUGGCUUUUUAAAAAGCUUUGACAUUUUGAUAAAGGCUUGGCCUUUAUCAAAAUGUCACUGCACUUGAUCUCACUUAAUUUCUUGAGAGUGAUCCCAUUGUUCAUUAAUUGUCGUUCUGAGAUUAGUGAACUUAGGAACCCGUUCGACUGAUCUCUCUCUAAUGAACAGUUGAACUUGGUUUUACUAAUAUUCAUGCUUAGGCCGUAUUUGUCACUGGCGUCGUUUAUCCUCUUCAUUAACUCUUGCAAGCCAUUCAAGCUGGCUGUUGUUAAUACGUUCUCCGUUCAGUAGAAUUCAAUUGUCGAUAUUUUCCAAGGCUGUAAUGAAUAUUUCCUCCGAGAACAAGUGGAAGAUCAAAGGAGAAAGAGUACAUCCCUAUCUAACGCCACGUUGUAUAGCAGUGGCAUUGACUUGCUUAUCUGUAUCAGACUUUAUGAGGGCUGUUUGGUUCAAGUUUCCUAUGAUUCUAAUAUACUUGCAUCAUCCGCUCGUGUUGUACCUUAUCAAACGUCACAGUUCACAAUACGGCAUCGCUCGAACAGCACUUGCAGAUUAAACAAAGCAUCUCUUGUACCAACUCCUUUUUUAAAGCCAAACUGCACCUUUUCUUCGCAUAUCCUGUAUAUUCUUCGGUGAAUUAUCUUAAGAAAUAGUUCCCACACGAAUUCAGUGAUAAGCCAUUCUCUUGGAAUGUUUCCUGUGUCAUAGAUAUCGUUAAAAAUGUUCGUUAGUAGUUAUACAGAUUUGUCAUCAAGAAGUUUGAAAAAUUUUGAUUGUAUUCCGUCUGGCCCUGGAGCUUUUCCUUGUUUCAAGGACUUAAUGGCGGCCCAGCUUCUGCUUGGGAGGUUGGGGAGUCUCCUCUUCUAUAGUGGAAUGAAUGUUUCUUUAAUGUCUGUGAUUUAGCAGGAUGUGAUCGAUCUGAUUUCUUAUGAUGACGUCCUUUCCGUUAUCUCUGGACGAUUUUCACGUAUAUAUUCGUCUCGGUGGUAGUUUAUAGAAUGUGUUUAGUAUAACUAGGUUGUGUUCGGCUGCUCCAAGUCCGUAAGGCCCAAUGUGUCCGCCCGGUCUUCCUCUGCCUACUUCAGCGUUAAAGUAUCGCAUUAGUAUUAGGAGUUCAUGUUUCGGCAAUUUUCUUAUCAGGUCGUGAGUCUUCGCAUAACAUAAGCAGAUGAAAGAUCAACCCAAUUAGAUUAUAGUUAUGACAAUAUUUUAAGGGUUCAUAAGGAUUGAUUGAUUAUUUUUUCUCUCUCUUUUUUUUAUAUUUAGUAAUAGUGAGAAGUGGGGUAAGGUGGGGCAUAGAAAGGGAGAAUAUUUAGUUGAUUUUUCAUUAACUAAUCACAAACGAAUAGCAAAACAUAAAAAAAAAUGUAAAAAUAGAAAUUUAUCCCAAUUUCGGCAUUAAAUUAAAACGAAAAUUUGUCAGAUUUUCAUAGUUAUUUUUAAAUAAUUAAAUUAAAUUAAAUAACUGCGUAGAUCUAAACAUUUUUUGUUCUAGUUUAAUCGUGUUAAAUGAAUUUUCAUCAAGUAAAGGCCACCAGAAUCCAAGCAAUAUCGCCAUCGCAUUUAACCCAAUCUUCGGCUGGAGGCUCGGUGUAAAUUUCAGAUUGUUUUAGGGCUUCUUUGAUAGUUUGUUUUCCGGCUUUGAAAACGUUUCUUUUCUCUCAGAUUUUCUUUAUUGGGAGUUGAAGUCAGUUGCUUCUUUCUCUUUGCUUUCAGGACCGUACAAACCUUAUUUUACGGCACAGUGUCAUUAUAACGAUCAUAGAUAAAAUGGUAUACUACGCAAUAAGUGCGGUAAACGGCAUUUAACAUAAAGAGUUUACCAAACGUGUCGCAUAUUAUACUUUUUCUGUGGGAAACUUAGUACCACGUAAUAUUUAAAGUGUCUGAUAUAUUGCAUAACAUUUUUCUGUAUAUUUUGGGUACAUUUUUGCGAAACAACACCAAUACAUUCACUGACAUCAGAAUUGACAAACGUCAACAUUUAAACCGAGCGGUAAAAUCCCGGAAAUGUCCGAAGUGGCUCGGAUCCGUGGGAAACGAAACUGACGCAUUAAAGUGACGCUUCCCGCACGCUAGACCGGUGGGUAAUUAGGUAUUUUACAGACGGGAGUAGAAAAACAAAAUUUCAACUAUUCAAUUCGAACGUAGUUUUAAAGAUUAAAACAGGAAACUCCGAUAAUAUGGGUUUACCCUUUGGCAAUAUCCAAGCGUUUAAAGUUGGCGUCCGACUGCUUUACUUAAAAUGCAAGUUCUUAUCGGGCUCUCUUCGUAUCAUCAAAUCCAGAAUGAGCCGAUUAAAGGUUCAAAUGUUUGUUUACCGUCACCAGCGAAGAAAAAAUUCGCGAAUACUCUGUGCACCAAUGAAAUUCGCUGUCAGAACGCGGCAAUUUUAAGAAGCUCCGCGUCAAGGCCGAUAUCGAACGAUUUUGUUCUCGGAAAGUCUUCAGAUUUUGCGGAUAUUUAUUGGUUCCACCGACACUAUUCAUGAGACUAAUUGUCAGAGUGAUUAUACUAAAUGCCUAUGUAAUUACCCACUUCAGAGAUUUCGAUAAUGAUCAAUCAGUAUCCCAAUUGGUCAGAACUGAUAGUUAGGGUAGAAACGAAUAGAUCUUUUAUAAAAUACUCUACGCGUAAGAUUAAUUUCUCGUCACAAUUGUACUGGUAGAAAUUGUUGUGCAAUACGUGUGUAAUUGUGCAUAAAAUGCAAGAUUAAGCGUAGUAUUAGUACCGUUAAUUUUUUUUUAAGAUGAUUCUUUAGUGUAGAUUUGUGUUUGUAAAAAUUUAAUUAUCUCCGCUACUAAUAUGGUUACAGAAAUGUUUAAAUUGAAAAUUAGAAUAUACACAAACAGGACAAGAACGGUCACGCCCUGUCGCGUACGUCAGUAUAUAUGCGAAAUGGGGGCGGAGCUUGGAGUGCUGUUUAUGACGCCGGCCCGUUAUAGGGAGAAGACUGGCACAAUCACAUUGCUAGUCGACAAAUCACUCAAUAGCCUUGGUAGUGACGAAUUAUUUUGUUUUAACGCGAUAUUUAUUUAUGGAACUAAUUGGGAAAAGAACAGUUUUUUUCUUUUUCUUUUUAAAUCUGGUUGCCCCUUAGUUGUUACAGAAACCAGUCUUGUCAAAUUUCAUUUCAACAAGUUUUGAAAAGCUUCACUUUAAAUCUCAAAAUUUGAAAAAACUUUAUUCGUGUAAUUUCGCCUUAACCAACGAGGUGUGUUCAAAAAGUAAGGUGACUUUUAAGUUUUAACACUUUCUGGAAUAGCCUUGAUUUCUUCUAGCUAUAUUUUCUUUAUCUCCUCAAAGCUCUUUUCUUUCAUGGUUUCAUGGUUCAUAGUUAGAGACAUGCAACGAUAAAUUUUUUCGUAUUGCUUCUCGCAAAAGGCUUAUAACCUCAACUGCUUUAUUCCUUUACUCAAUACUCUUUAUUGACCGUACGACCUUGUGGUAAGAACUUCUCGAUGUAUUACGCCACAGUAAUAAAGCAAAACGUGCUCUUUUCGGUCUUGGCGAUCCUGGUUUCUUCCAUAGGACUGACUGGGUUUUGGUUUCGACCUCAUAACCAUAUACCUAUGAUUCGUCACCAGUUUAUGACCUUUUUACAAAACUUCUGGUUUUUGCCGAGUCGAACUUGCUGACGCUCUGAAGAAGCCAACAGAAUGAUGGUCGGCCAUCAAACAUUUAUUUUUAUUUUUGCUCAAAGUAGACUCACCAUAUGCCGUUGUCAACAUUUCAAGCGUUUUACAACACUCUAUUCCAUCUUUUUACACAAAAUUUUAUGCAAAUACUUCGUACCAUUUUUUUUUUGACAGCAGAGAAUCGUCGAGCACACAAAACACACAAAAAAUUAAACCUGCAAACUGGCUGAAACUGUGAACAUAUAUCACAAGAAAUCUAUGAAGCCCGCAUAAUUACAAGAGUCGCCUUACUUUUUGAACGCACCUCGUAUAUUAUUUUGAUUAGUAAACACUUAUUUCGGAGAUAGCUGCGGUAGGAAUAAUAGUGAAAUUACGAACAGCACAAACUAAAAUACAUUCAAUUAUUUUAGCAUAUAUGAUUGUACAUAGUAUUGGAUUUUAAGUGUAUCGGUUAACAGUUGCUUUUUGUCGCGAGAAACAUGAAAAUACUAUUAAAAACUAGCUAAACUAAAAAUAUUUAUAAUUAAUUGUUAGAAUUUUACAUUGUACAUUGUGUACUAACCAAAACUACCAAUAGCCUUGUUACGUAAAAUUGGACAGUUGGACCACUGUAUAACUCUUCGCUAUUUACGAACAGUCCUUCGAUAAAUUUUUUUUCGGUCACAGACCAACAGUUAAAAAGUUAUUUCGAAUAUUUAUUCUCAACUUCCAAUAUAGGGCUUUGACCUAUAACAAAAAAAAAACGGCUUCCCCCGCGGACCAUCCGACCUUCAUACUGGCGUUAACAGGAAAUCGCAGCGGGGCCGACAAUGACUAUACCUUUAAAACACUCACUAGACUCUAAAUCCGAUUCCAUAAUUUUUGGGGACGGUUGCAAGGGAUUCUGUCUGUAGCGGUUAACCGCCAUGUGCAAUGCUCACGACAGAAUCACCACUGUAUAAACUCGAUGUCGAAACUGACAUCUGUCCAUUAAUUUGACGCGUCAGUGUUGCCACCCUAAACCAGAAAACCAUUUUAACCCGUAUAAAUCUUUCUCACGAAAAGCAACUAUUAGCAGCGGUAAUUAUUUUUAUUGAUUUUUCUGGCUGUGUGAUUGAGUUUACGCGCAUUCCUGUUGUAUUUAAGCUUUAAGCAAUUUUGUAUAGUUUGUAAGGCGUAUGAAACCAUUAAUUUCGAUCGUACAAUAAGAUUUCAAAUCUUUAAGUUGAAGAUUGAACAAUAUAUUUCUUAAAACUA
Messenger RNA from Cylas formicarius (sweet potato weevil), 10265 nucleotides. It is a transcript of the gene wit, whose product is annotated as activin receptor type-2A. Gene Ontology annotation, biological process: protein phosphorylation; cellular response to growth factor stimulus; BMP signaling pathway. Gene Ontology annotation, molecular function: transforming growth factor beta receptor activity; ATP binding. Bases 306 to 2717 code for a protein of 803 amino acids. The transcript is spliced from 7 exons. Gene Ontology annotation, cellular component: signaling receptor complex; plasma membrane. Lineage: Eukaryota; Metazoa; Arthropoda; Insecta; Coleoptera; Brentidae. The record is from RefSeq and is a predicted model, not a curated record.